Molecule: messenger RNA, 1276 nt
Organism: Cuscuta campestris
Lineage: Eukaryota; Viridiplantae; Streptophyta; Magnoliopsida; Solanales; Convolvulaceae
Source: the annotation of a GenBank genome assembly
UUCCAAUUAUUCCGAUAAAUUUUGACCACAAUCUUCUCUCCAAUUUUUCGAUGAUCGCUAUUCCCCCUCUGUGGUGAUACUUUCCUUAAUAAUAUUUUGAUAUGGAAUCAUCUUAGAUGAAUUUACAUAUUUUCCUGCAACUAUCUCUCUGUGCGGUGUUCCAAUGGAGAUAAGGUAUGCAGAUUUUUUUUCUUUUUUAAAUUACAUGUUACUCCCUCCGUCCUAAAAUGUUCUUCCCACUCACUUUUUACCCGGUCAAACUUUAAUCACUUUCUUUACCUAUUUUCAUUAGGUAUUUGAUAAAAUAAUAUAGUCUUGUCACCACUUGUUUUGUAUAACUUUUGAUGUAGUUUUUAAAUAUAUAAAUUUUAUUUUUUAAUUUUACACCUACAAUCAAAUAAAUUGAAUUGAAAAUAAAGUCGGUCAAACCUAGUAAAAUGAACCGAGAAGAACAUUAUAGUACGGAUGGAGUAUUAGAGAUUUCAAUGUUGAUUUUGUUGUUAUCAUUUUAGUUUUACAUUUAUUUUUGCCUUUUUAUUUGUAAAAGAACUUACAAGGUGUUUGAAUUUAGGUUUUGGGGAUGGUAUUUUAUUUAGAAUGCGUAGAUUGAAAUUAAUCUGCAAAAAUAAAUUACAAGGUGUAUAAAAUCUGAAAUAGGAGUAUGAAUUGGGGAUAGUGCUUUUAUGAGUUUUUGGAUUUUACUUCUUUUUUGUUUAGCUAUUUUGCACUGUGAUACAUUUAAAAAUUGUUAUAUGAAUUCGGGCUAUUUUUUUGUUUACUACGUAGUAUUUUGUAGUGAUCAAGCGCAUGAUAGUCUCCUUCUUCUCUGUUCCACACGCUACGAACCGGAACAGAGCAACUAUUGGAAAAAAAAAAGAAAAGAAAAACGAGAAAAUCUACGGAGUAUGUGUCGCGCCGGAAGAGAGGGAACCGAACACAGCCGCUGCUGCUCCAGCGGUGCUGCUUAGUCGUUCGCCAGAAACAGAUUGCCGCCUCCGAGUUUGCCGUCUUAAUUCGAUUGUGAUUAGUUUAAUUCGUCUAAUUAUCGAGGUAACAAGAAUGAUGAAUAAGGAGCUAUCCUGGAAGGCAGAGCGGAUGAGAUGAUGGAUGGAUGCUAGCUGGAGGAGUUAUCUAGUUUAUUUAUUAUUGCAUUUAAAUUUAUUAUCUUUUAAGGGCAAGAACCCAAAGUUGUAUAAGUACUUAAAGGCUUCCGCACCGUUUUGCUAACUCUGAUGGAUGUUUAAAUAUUGUUUUGAAUUAAAUAUUUUAAAUUGUU